Dacryopinax primogenitus is the source of this 612-nucleotide messenger RNA. RefSeq lists its product as uncharacterized. The transcript has a single exon. NCBI's taxonomy places the organism in Eukaryota, Fungi, Basidiomycota, Dacrymycetes, Dacrymycetales, Dacrymycetaceae. Bases 1 to 612 code for a protein of 203 amino acids. The record is from RefSeq and is a predicted model, not a curated record.
AUGGCGCUUACGACGAAUACCGAGCUCGCCAAACUUGACCAUGUCCUCAUCACGGCCUCGUUCACCUGCUUUUUCCUUUCGGCGCUCGUGGGGCUGGCGCAUCUCGUGCUUCACCAACUGCACAACUCGAACAUAUCAUCUCCUUCUAGCGCUACGAACGCGUCGAGUACUAGCUCGGACAAGCUCUCUCCUCCCUAUGACAGCGAUCUGAACUCUCCUAUCACUCCAAGUGGCCCAAGUCCCAACAGCACACUCGCGAGCAUCUUUGACCCAAGCCUAGGGGACAUCAGCCUUCUCUCCACGUCCAGCAUAGCCAACUCUACCCUAUCCUCCGAAGACGAGCUUCUCCUGCAAGGCACUCCUAUAAGUCCCAGACCGAGCUCCUAUAAAUAUCUUCAGCAACAAAGGAGCGUCCUCGAGCUUAGGAAGAACGUGUUACUCAAACAAGCGAGCAGCUUGGGAGAAGAAGUGAGGGAGUUGGCGGGGCAGGUGAGGGACCUUCGGCGAGAACGGGAGAGGUUGAGGAAUGUACUGAAGAGUGCGGGAAUAGAGUUGCAGGAGUUGCAGGACAGUUGGGAAGAGGUGAAAGAGAAUGGUAAUGGGAAGUGUUAA